This is a messenger RNA of Penicillium waksmanii, 198 nucleotides long. RefSeq lists its product as uncharacterized. NCBI's taxonomy places the organism in Eukaryota, Fungi, Ascomycota, Eurotiomycetes, Eurotiales, Aspergillaceae. The transcript has a single exon. The coding region runs from base 1 to 198 and encodes 65 amino acids. The record is from RefSeq and is a predicted model, not a curated record.
AUGUCCGUCUUUAUCUCUGGCUUGGCCUUGAUCUUUGCCUUUGCCUUGGCCUUGGCCUUCGUCCUUAGCUUUCGCUUUGGCUUGAUCUUUGGUGUUGGCCUUACCCUCUGCUUCAUCUUUCACUUUGGCCUCAUCUUUGACUUCAAUUUCAAUUCUAACCCUGGCUUUACCUUCAUCAUUGUAUUUGACUCUGAUUAA